GCGCGCUCUGGCCGUAGACGCCGGCCACGAUGGUGCCCUGGGUGCGGGCGACGGCGGGGAAGCUGAAGCAGCGGCUCCGGCUGGACGCGGGACGCGAGCUCUGCCGCCAGUACCCGCUCUUCUGCUGCCUCUGCUGCCUGCUGCUGUUCCUCAGCGCCGCCUCGCUGCUCCUCAACAGGUAUCUUCACGUUUUAAUGAUCUUCUGGUCAUUUGUUGCUGGAGUUGUCACAUUCUACUGCUCAUUAGGACCUGAUUCUCUUUUACCAAACAUAUUCUUCACAAUAAAACACAAACCCAAGCAAUUAGGAGUUCAAGAAUUAUUUCCUCAAGGUCGUAGCUGUGCUGUUUGUGGUAAAGUGAAAUGUAAACGACACAGGCCUGCCUUGUUACUUGAAAACUACCAGCCAUGGCUAGACUUGAAAAUUUCAUCUAAGGUGGAUGCAUCCCUUUCAGAGGUUCUUGAAUUAGUGUUGGAAAACUUUGUCUAUCCAUGGUACAGGGAUGUAACAGAUGAUGAGUCCUUUGUUGAUGAACUGAGAAUCACAUUAAGGUUUUUUGCAUCUGUCUUAAUACGAAGGAUCCAUAAGGUGGAUAUUCCAUCUAUUAUAACCAAGAAACUGUUGAAAGCAGCAAUGAAGCAUAUAGAAGUGAUAGUUAAAGCCACUCAGAAAGUAGAAAAUACAGCAUUUUUACAGCAAGCAGCUUUGGAAGAAUAUGGUCCAGAUCUUCAUGUGGCUUUGAGGAGUCGAAGAGAUGAAUUACACUAUUUAAGAAAACUUACUGAACUACUUUUUCCUUAUAUCUUGCCUCCUAAAGCAACAGACUGCAGAUCUCUGACUUUGCUCUUAAGAGAGAUACUCUCUGGUUCAUUAUUUCUUCCGUCUUUGGAUUUCCUAGCUGAUCCAGAUACUGUGAAUCAUUUGCUAAUCAUCUUUAUAGAUGACAGUCCACUUGAAAAAGCAACUGAACCACCUUCAUCAUUGAUUCCAUUUUUGCAAAAAUUUGCAGAACCAAGAAAUAAAAAGCCAUCUGUGCUGAAAUUAGAAUUGAAGCAAAUCCGAGAGCAACAAGAUCUCUUAUUUCGUUUUAUGAACUUUUUGAAACAAGAAGGAGCAGUGCACGUGUUGCAGAUAUGUCUGACUGUGGAGGAAUUCAAUGAUAGAAUUUUGCGACCGGAGUUAUCAGUUGAAGAAAUGGUGUCUCUUCAUGAGGAAUUGCAGAAGAUUUAUAAAACAUAUUGCUUAGAUGAAAGUAUUGAUAAAAUUCGAUUUGAUUCCUUCAUUGUAGAAGAGAUUAAAAAAAUUGCAGAAGGCCCUUACAUAGAUGUUGUGAAACUUCAGACUAUGAGAUGUCUUUUUGAAGCAUAUGAACAUGUUCUUUCGCUGUUGGAGAAUGUGUUUACCCCUAUGUUCUGCCACAGUGAUGAGUAUUUUCGACAGCUUCUAAGAGGUGCAGAAUCACCAACACGCAAUUCAAAAUUUAACAGAGGUAGCCUAAGUUUGGAUGAUUUCCGGAGCACGACUAAAAGAGGAGAAUCAUUUGGAAUCAGCAGAAUAGGUAGCAAAAUAAAAGGAGUAUUCAAGAGCACUACAAUGGAGGGAGCUAUGUUGCCCAAUUAUGGUUUAGCUGAAGGUGAAGAUGACUUUAUUGAAGAAGGUAUUGUUGUAAUGGAAGAUGAUUCACCAGUUGAAGCUGUGAGCACACCUUCUACUCCCCGAAACCUUGCUGCCUGGAAAAUUAGUAUUCCAUAUGUAGACUUUUUUGAAGAUCCCUCUUCUGAAAGGAAGGAGAAAAAGGAGAGAAUCCCUGUGUUUUGUAUUGAUGUUGAAAGAAAUGAUCGAAGAGCAGUUGGACAUGAGCCUGAACAUUGGUCUGUCUAUAGAAGAUACCUUGAAUUCUAUGUACUUGAAUCAAAACUAACAGAAUUUCAUGGCACAUUUCCUGAUGCUCAGCUUCCCUCCAAGAGAAUCAUUGGCCCCAAAAAUUAUGAAUUCUUGAAGUCAAAGAGAGAAGAAUUUCAGGAAUAUUUGCAGAAACUUUCGCAGCAUCCAGAACUGAGUAAUAGUCAACUUCUGGCAGAUUUUCUCUCUCCCAAUGGGGGGGAAACACAAUUUCUUGAUAAGAUACUUCCAGAUGUAAAUCUUGGAAAAAUUAUAAAGUCUGUUCCUGGAAAACUAAUUAAAGAGAAAGGUCAGCAUUUGGAACCUUUCAUCAUGAAUUUCAUUAAUUCUUGUGAAUCUCCAAAGCCUAAACCAAGUAAACCAGAACUGACCAUUCUCAGCCCUACUUCAGAAAAUAAUAAGAAGCUUUUCAAUGAUCUGUUUAAGAAUAAUGCAAAUCGUGCUGAGAAUACAGAGAGAAAGCAAAAUCAGAAUUAUUUUAUGAAGGAAAUGACUGUAGAAGGAGUCUAUGAUUACCUGAUGUACCUCGGUCGAGUGGUUUUUCAAGUUCCUGACUGGCUUCAUCAUCUCUUAAUGGGAACUCGAAUCCUCUUUAAAAAUACUCUGGAAAUGUAUACUGAUUACCUCCUUCAGCAUAAGCUAGAACAGCUAUUUCAGGAGAACCGUUUGGUUUCACUCAUAACAAUUCUCAGAGAUGCUAUAUUCUGUGAGAACACUGAACCUCGUACUCUUCAAGAUAAGCAAAAACGAGCAAAACAGACUUUUGAAAAAAUGAUGAAUUAUAUGCCAGAUUUGAUUGUCAAGUGUAUUGGUGAAGAAGCUAAGUAUAAAGGCAUCAGAAUUCUUUUCGAUGGCUUACAGCAGCCAGUUCUCAAUAAGCAGCUAACUUAUGUUUUAUUGGACAUUGUGAUACAAGAACUGUUUCCAGAGCUCAAUAAGAUACAAAAAGACGUGACCUCUGUGACAUCCUGGAUGUAAGAGUUUGGAUUUGGAAUAGAAUAACCGGUUGAAAUUUCUGCUUUCCUAGUGUGGUGGAUAUGUACUUUUUUCUUUUACUUUUGUAUAUUCUUGUAUAUAUCAUGAAAUUUGGUGUCUGAAAUUUUGAUUUUGUUUUAAUAAAGACUAACAAAAAUAAUGAUUAAGAGUA
Sorex fumeus (smoky shrew) is the source of this 3048-nucleotide messenger RNA. It is a transcript of the gene SNX14, whose product is annotated as sorting nexin 14. Gene Ontology annotation, biological process: autophagosome maturation. Gene Ontology annotation, molecular function: phosphatidylinositol-3,5-bisphosphate binding. The transcript is spliced from 29 exons. The coding region runs from base 30 to 2879 and encodes 949 amino acids. Lineage: Eukaryota; Metazoa; Chordata; Mammalia; Eulipotyphla; Soricidae. Gene Ontology annotation, cellular component: late endosome. The record is from RefSeq and is a predicted model, not a curated record.